This is a messenger RNA of Dibothriocephalus latus, 396 nucleotides long. Lineage: Eukaryota; Metazoa; Platyhelminthes; Cestoda; Diphyllobothriidea; Diphyllobothriidae. The record is from the annotation of a GenBank genome assembly.
UUGGGCUCAGACCUUCCACAGCAUACUCAACCAUCCUUCCUUCACUUCCGAAGCCGCCAUCGACCGUCUGCGGCAGUGGAAAUCAACGCUGACCUCGACCUCCCACCCACACCUCAGGAAACCAUCAAGCCUGGCACGAUUUCGGAGACUAUAGAAAGCCGAGAAAACGCCAAAGUAAAGAAAACGGUGAAGGUUUCCAUGCUCCAAAAGCAAAAUCCUUCAGAAACAUUUGCAGAAAUCGACCUCGUGGAAGAGUCGAAAGUCAACGAAAAUGAAGAUGACUCGGGAGUCGAACCCUGUACGUCGGGCCAACAGGCGAACAGCGUUGCCGCUAGACUACGAGACUACGUUGGGGGACCUGAACAUUUUACUUACUCAAGUAACAUUAAUGGUUAA